CGUGUCCUUCCUUUACAUAGUUUAUCUACUUACCUGUGUGUUACAUGUCAUUGGGCAGUUGAAACUGUAUGGAAGAUAAUGGAGAUGAAUCAAGACAGUAACUUGGACGAUGUGGACAAAUUAUCAAAUACUGAGAGAGCUCAAUUAGAAAACAAAAGGGGAAGAUGGGGAGCAAAGCUAGACUAUAUGCUUUCUAUGGUGGGUUAUUGUGUUGGUCUUGGUAACAUCUGGAGAUUUCCGUAUCUUUGUAUGAGAAAUGGAGGAGGUGCUUUUCUGAUCCCAUUUAUAUUUUUCCUCCUCGCUGCUGGUCUUCCAUUAUUUUUUCUGGAAAGCUCUGUUGGACAAUUUACAGGGAGAAGUUUUUUUCAUGUCUGGAAGGCCUGUCCUUUUUUCGAAGGUCUUGGAGUGGGGAUGUUCAUUGUUCUCUUUGUAAGCACACUGUACUACAAUGUCAUCAUCACCUGGACCAUUUUCUAUCUCGGAAGUUCCUUUUUCUCGCCUCUUCCAUGGGCAGUCUGUGAAAAUGAUUGGAAUACUCUAGAAUGUUUCCAUGGCAUUUCAAACAUGUCUUCUCAGCAUGAUUCUAAUGGAUCAACAAAAGACUCGUAUAACACAUCUAACUUGUCAAAAACUUAUUCAAAAAUGUAUCACUACAACGGAGCUGCCUCCCUUGUGGAGAACAUAACAAAAGAAACUAUACUUAGAUCAACAAGUGAAGAGGAAUUUUGGUUUUAUCGUGUUCUUCGUAUGUCAGAGGGACUCCACGAUAUUGGAGGAUUAAAUUGGCGCCUAACAAUCUGCUUUCUCGUAGCAUGGAUCGUGGUUUGCAUAUGUCUGAUCAAAGGAGUGAAAUCUGUUGGGAAGGUUGUUUACAUCACAGCGACCCUUCCCUAUUUGUUACUGAUCGUCAUUCUUAUCAAGGGCCUGACGCUUCCUGGAUCAACUGAUGGCAUCCUUUUCUACAUCAGACCAGACUUUGAUAAACUUGCCAGUGUUCAAGUAUGGUUAGAAGCAGGAAUUCAAGUCUUCUAUUCACUAGGACCCGCAUGGGGACCUCUCUUUACCAUGGCUAGCUUCAAUAAAUUCAACAAUAACUGCUAUAGAGAUUCAAUCAUAUUAUCUAUGAUAAGCGAAGGAACAAGUAUAUUUGGAGGAUUUGCCAUUUUCACCAUUGUUGGUUACAUGGCGCAUGUUGCGGGUAAACCAGUGGAUAAAGUGGUACAGGCAGGUCCCGGACUGGCUUUUCUUGUUUAUCCAGAAGCUCUCUCGCUGCUUCCUUUGCCAAAUGUCUGGGCUGUGUUGUUCUUCUUAACAUUGUUUACUGUUGGAUUAGACAGUCAGUUUACCACCCUGGAAUCCUGUUUGACCGCUUUCACAGAUAUUUUUCCUCGUAUGCGGAAUCACAAGGCCUUAACGGCAAUGUCUUCUUGUCUGUUUCUCUUUCUUGUUGGAUUGCUACUAUGCACUGGGUGUGGAAUCUACAUUUUCCAGCUGCUAGACUGGUACAUUGCAGCCUUUAGUAUACCUCUUUUUGGAGUGAUUGAAUGUUUGGUGUUUGGCUGGAUUUAUGGGGCAGAUAACUUGUCACGUGACAUUGAAAUGAUGAUCGGAAGAGGUGUACCUAUUUAUAUGAGGAUUUUGUGGUGUGUGAUUACGCCCUUCCUGUUAGUGAUGUUAUCCGUAUUUUCUAUAUACACGUACCGGCCGCCAAUGGUUGGUUCUUACACGUAUCCGGCGUACGGUCGGGCUAUUGGCUGGAUCGUGGCCUUCCUUCCUAUGGUACCUCUACCCAUCUGUGCGAUAAGAGCCAUAAGACGGUCUAAAGGUGAUACCGUAUGGAAGAAACUGUGUUCAUCUUUCAAACCUUCGGAGGGAUGGAGACCGAUAUCUAAUUCUGUGUUUAUAAGAUAUAAGAUUGAAAAUAGAUCUGGGGACUUUAAAUCAACCAUACUCAGAAACAUUUUUGGAAGAUAAACUUAGACAUCAAAAUACAGGUUUCCUGCCUCGAAAAAUAACGCAGAUUUAUUUUUCGCUGCUUAUCUGUUUGCAACUUUACAUGUAAGAUAUGUGACAAUUCAUUAUUUUGCCAGCAUACCAUUGCAUUUUUUUAAUGAUAAUUAUCAACUAAAUGUUUGU
Molecule: messenger RNA, 2136 nt
Organism: Saccostrea echinata
Lineage: Eukaryota; Metazoa; Mollusca; Bivalvia; Ostreida; Ostreidae
Product: sodium- and chloride-dependent glycine transporter 2-like
Exons: 14
Coding region: 79-1974 (631 amino acids)
Biological process (GO): sodium ion transmembrane transport
Cellular component (GO): membrane
Source: RefSeq, a predicted model, not a curated record